AUGUCGGAACUCACAGGUGUUGUCAACCUCAGCAAUAAACUGACGCCCAAAUGGAGAAAUAUGGACUCAGUUGUCUUUGAUGAAGAUUCUUCUCAAGACGAACACGACGAACAACGACAAGGAGAUUUCAACAUUAGCCAUACUGCUUCCUCAGACUUUCACAUGAAAAUGAGUGAUGAUAGUGAGAACGACCUUCCCGAUUUCCUGAAAGAACCAAAUUCAGAACAACAUGCCUUGCUUCAUUCACCGGAACGGACUCCCAGGGAUAGUUUUCCAGACACUCCCAAUCAACCAGACAUGUGGAACAUGACCCACCACCACCCGCAGUAUUCUAGUAGUAGCAACCACAGCAGCAACCACAGCAGCCAAACCAAAGGAGAUGGGGGUAUGAAUUGUCCGGAGACUCCUAAGACUAGGAAUACGAGUAGUACCCACAAGAGCCAUAGUGCGGCAGACCUACUGGAUCAAAUAGAAGGACCGAUUUUACAUGUUAUGGACCGGAUUGAAGAUGAAAUGGAAGCGCAUGCCUAUGAAGAUUUGGUUCCUCUCGAUAUCAAGCUGGCCAUUGAAGGCAAGGUAUUUGGUUGGACGCAUUUUACAUCCUCCUUUUUAGGGCACAUUGCCUUUACGGUGGGUGCCUAUCUCAUUGUCUUUCAUGGAUUUAACAUGAUUUGGAUGCAAGCCUUUUAUCGCACCACCACAACCACAUCCAAAAUAGAAGGAGAAUCCGUCAUGGAAUGGUACUGGGAAAUAUUGAGAGCCGUGCUUUCCUUGUGGGCUGGAGCGGCGUCCUACCGAAUGGUGCGACGCCGACGACAUGUUUGGUUCCGUGCUGCCUAUGGUUCCAAGGCCUACCGACAGGAUGGGGCCCGUCGUAUUCGCUCCGUCCGGGAAACGGAUCGAUCGACACGAUUGGGAAAGAUGAUCUUGUCCAUACGUCACAAACGGGUCCUCAAGACACUGCGAAAAGCAGAAAACAGAUUUGCCAAGAAGCACCACAACAACGUACGAUUGCGAAGGGCCAGCCUGGAUCGGACUGCCAGCCAUGAUCCGGCAGAUGGUGUGCCUGAUUCUCCCAGUGUGGUGGAAGGGUCGCCAUUGCUCUCGUCCCCUACCAGCGUCACGAGCAACAAUUUUAACACCAGCGAUGACGAAGAUGACGACGACAUGGGCUCGGACAAUUCCUAUUCAUCGAGCUCUUCGGGUGAAGGGUCCAAUCCCAAUACACCCACCUUCAAGAAAUUGCAGAAGAAGACCUUUUCGACCAUGCCCACAGAGCAAUUGGAGUCCUUUGCUCACGAUCAAGUCUUGUUUCCUACCAUUCAAAAGAUGCCCUAUGCGCACGGUGCCUAUUUCGGAGCUGCCCCAUUUCUCUUAUCGAAUCCCCAUUGGAUUAGCAUUCUGCGUCUCUUGAUGCCAGAUGUGUAUGUCGAAAUCUCACGACGUGUGGUCACGGCACCGGCGUCCCGAUUGAUCCAUUGGGCGGAAAACAAUCCCGUGGUGGCGGCGUAUGCCUCGGUGCACGAACUGGAAUACGGGGACUCGGGUCAAACGCACGCCAUUCCAAAUUUGGAAUGGGAUGUCUUUUUGGAUCCAAAGCUGGUGCAACGAGUGCAAAUCGUUUUGGACGAACGGGACAAGUUUCUUGUGGCUUGCAGGGAUGGUAGCAGUAGUAUCCACCCCAAGUCUGACAGAGCCCGGCAGAUUCUAUCCUUUUACAAACGGGAAUUGGAUCAACGAGCCAUGGCAAUGGUAGACAAGAUGCUGAUUGCGCACGGGAAUCUGACCCAACUGUUUUUGGAACAAACGGGGUAUGUGAAGAAUUACAAUUACUCCCGUGUGAAACGUACGCGACGAACGUUGGGUGGAGGAAUCUAUGCCCGUCAGUGGAUGGCAGUCUUUGCGGAAGCCAUGAAACUUGGAACAUGUUAUAUCGAAGAAGAAGAAGGGCAGCAAAAGAAUUCUACCAAGGGACGCUCCCGCAAGUCCAAAUCUCUUUUGGAUCUGGCGGAAUCCAAAUGUCCCGAUUCCACAAUGUCGGAGUCCAUUCGGUUGCUUUCCAAACUGACAAAGUGCGAGAAACCAGUCGGACUCGUCUUGGAUGUCAAAUCUCGCCAUGUCCCGAAACACAUUUGGAGUGUGGCGAUUGAUACCCUUCGCAAGGCGGGUAUACGAGUCGAAGGCAUUGCUUCCUUUUUCGUGGAAGAAAUCCGCGAUGUCAGCAUUAGCUGCGCUGAACCGGUCCAAGAACUCAUUUUCUGCCAUUCCGCAGGAGACUUGCAAAAGGCCUGCAACGAGGGCAGAAUUCGUGACGGCGACAGUGUCUUUUUCAAUGCUGGUUCCCUCCUUUGGGAUCCAUCACCGGACGAAGUCAAUCGACUCACCAACUUUGAUCCAAAUGAAAUCAAGUCUGCCUACAAAAUCCAAUCCUUUGGAAAUGUCGAGGAAACCGACGAGUCUUCCAUGUCCUACUAUUCCACCUUGCAAAUGUACAAGAAACGAUUCAAUCUUCGAAUCGGAUUGUAUGUUCAAGAGUUUGCCAUUGAUGAGGCUGCCAUUUCCAUUUUGUCCCAGUAUUUCAAUGACAAUACGCAUAUGUUCGAUUUGGGAUUUGCCUGGGGAGGUAUUAAUGGAAUCACCGUUGGUGGAAUCAAGCCUGGUCGUUUCACAGCCACGGAUGGAUUGUGGAACCAACGGCACAUUGGUGAAUUGUGGAAUGACACCCUAUUCCCACCACGCCAAGGUCAGUUUUCGUAA
This is a messenger RNA of Cylindrotheca closterium, 2757 nucleotides long. NCBI's taxonomy places the organism in Eukaryota, Bacillariophyta, Bacillariophyceae, Bacillariales, Bacillariaceae. The record is from the annotation of a GenBank genome assembly.